Siniperca chuatsi (mandarin fish) is the source of this 4419-nucleotide messenger RNA. RefSeq names its product multidrug and toxin extrusion protein 1-like. Gene Ontology annotation, biological process: xenobiotic detoxification by transmembrane export across the plasma membrane. Gene Ontology annotation, molecular function: xenobiotic transmembrane transporter activity; antiporter activity. Gene Ontology annotation, cellular component: membrane. NCBI's taxonomy places the organism in Eukaryota, Metazoa, Chordata, Actinopteri, Centrarchiformes, Sinipercidae. The coding region runs from base 197 to 1963 and encodes 588 amino acids. The record is from RefSeq and is a predicted model, not a curated record. The transcript has 16 exons.
AAACUGCUGCACGAGGUGCUUGGCUUCGAAGAAAACUGAAGAACGUGCGUAUUCACCAACCGCUCCUCACGUCUGCGCAGCUUACCAAAGACGUAGUUAGACGUACUAACCUCAUUUGACAUUGUCGCUGUCAAGGGGUAACAGUAACAGAAAUUACUCUGGUCUGUCUGUUGAGAACACCAUAGUUUGUUCUGUCAUGGACGGUUCGGGAAAAACGCCAAUUAAAUAUACUGACGGAGUGAAUGAAGAUUUAAAAUCAAUUGAAGCGGCUUCUUCGGUUCAGGGCUCCGGUAAAGGCUGUGACUCUUGCCUGAAGAGCAUGGGGGGCUUCAUCCCGCCGGUCUACCGGAAUGAGGUCGUACAACUUUUCAAGCUAGCGGGACCAGUGGUCAUUUCCCAGUUGAUGGUCUUUAUGAUCAGUUUCGUCAGCACUGUGUUCUGUGGUCACCUGGGAAAAACUGAACUUGCAGGAGUGUCAUUAUCAAUUGCGGUGGUUAAUGUCACUGGUAUUUCCAUUGGCACUGGUUUGUCGUUAACAUGCGAUACCCUCAUAUCUCAGACGUAUGGGAGCGGUAACUUGAAGCGUGUGGGUGUGAUUCUCCAGAGGGGGAUUCUGAUUCUGCUGCUGGCCUGUUUCCCCUGCUGGGCUGUCCUCAUCAACACUGAACCCCUCCUACUUGCUGUCAAACAGAGCCCAGAGGUCGCCAGUCUCUCCCAGCUGUAUGUGAAGAUCUUCAUGCCUGCUCUGCCAGCUGCUUUUAUGUACCAGCUGCAACAGAGGUAUCUUCAAAAUCAGGGAAUUAUAUGGCCUCAGGUUAUAACUGGAGCGAUUGGAAAUGUCUUCAACGCAAUCAUCAACUACAUCUUCCUCUACCGUCUGGAUUUGGGCAUUGCUGGAUCUGCAGCAGCCAAUGCUAGCUCACAGUAUUUGCUGGCUGUGGUCUUAUAUGUUUACAUCUGCUGUAGGGGUCUGCAUAAGGCCACAUGGGGAGGUUGGUCACUGGACUGUCUGCAGGAGUGGGGUCCCUUCGUCCAGCUGGCCAUCCCCAGUAUGCUUAUGCUUUGUCUGGAGUGGUGGAUAUUUGAAGUGGGAGGAUUCCUGGCCGGUGUGAUUAGUGAGGCGGAGCUGGGAGCUCAGUCCAUAGCAUAUGAGCUGGCGAUUGUAGCUUACAUGUUCCCAUUAGGGUUCUCUGCUGCUGCCAGUGUGCGGGUUGGGAAUGCUCUUGGUGCAGGAAACACAGAGCAGGCCAAGCUGUCUUGCAAAGUCCCCAUCAUUUGUGCAUUCAUAAUUGCAUGUUUUGUUGGAGCCAGUCUCAGCAUUGCCAGAAAUGUAAUUGGAUACAUUUUCACAUUAGAGCAAGACAUUUUACAGAGGGUUGCUGACGUCAUGAUCAUAUUUUGUUUCAUGCAUCUUGGUGAUGCCGUUGCGGGUGUGGCUGGAGGUGUUCUCAGAGGAGCAGGAAAACAGUUGAUUGGUGCUCUGUGUAAUCUGGUGGGAUACUACUUCAUUGGCUUUCCUAUUGGUGUGACCCUGAUGUUUGCAGCAAAUAUGGGCAUUGUUGGACUAUGGACAGGACUUACCAUUUGUGUUUUAAUGCAGUCCAUUUUCUUCGUCACAUUUGUGUGCAAACUCGAUUGGAACAAGGCUGCUGAAGAGGCUCUUGUGAGAGCAGGAGUCCAGAUCAGAGAAGAAAAAGAGAUGGUCGGGAUGGAAAAUACAGAAUCGAAUCACAACCAGGCUCAGGUCAGUACUACUGCAUCCAAUUGUGAGGGUGCUGAGGAGGACCACACAUACCAGGAGGUUCAUAUUCCAGGCCAGAAUAAAUCCACUACCACUACAGUGGGAGAUGUUCUGUCAAUAAAACAGCUGGUUUUACGGCGUGGCUUCACAUUGCUGCUCAUGGUCGGCAUCCUCGUCGCUGGAGUCAUUGCCAGCAACUUCCUCCUCAGGCUGCUGAAUUGAGUCCUCCGAUGAUGUCAAGCUGGCAGUCAGACUGAUGGUUGUCAGGACUGAUAGCAUAAAAGUCCAUUAAACAAUAUUUUCAUGUUAACACUUGAAUCACCAUGUAGUGGGAAAGGGUUACUCAUGCUGUUGAUCCCAUUGAGGAUCAAUGCCUGAGUCUGCUGCUUUUAGCCAACAACCCUCUCUUAUAUACUUGAACAGCCAUUCUAUGACAGAGAGCUGAAUUAAACAAAGUGAUAUGGGUGAAAUAUCUAGCAAGCCAAAGGGACCCAGAUACUUUUGAGGCGUUAGCGGACUAUACCAGGGCUGAAAUGAGUAUUGUACUUAAAUACAAGUAGCAAAAAAAAGAGGACUUUAAUGGGAUGCUUAUGUUCUGUUUCUGUUAAAUGUUUGAGUAACAUCAUGCAGGUGCGUGCCUACAUGAUAGCCAACACAAAUUUGGUGAAAGUUGAUGUAGUACUAAAUGUUUUUGAGUCAAAUUGUGACCCCUAGAGGGAGAAAUUGCUUAAUGCUACAUUAAUGAAGAAUUUGUUCAGGCAUGCUAUGUUUGUCUCAGUGUUCAAACAUUAUGACCAUUAGCAUCAUAAAAGAGUAAGGUGCUGUACAUCUUUAUGAUUAAAAAGAAAAUUCCAAGAUGUUUUGAUUUCAGAAGAAUAUAAUAUUUGAGAUCUUUACACACUGUGCCUUGGGUUCAAGUGAAUUUAAAGUGCAGACACUUAAAUGUGAGUGUAUUUUUAUAGGUAUUAGUAUAGGUAAAUAGGGACAUCACAUGCCCCACAGUGGGAGAGCUGAGAGUCUUUGUAACAUUAUAUGACAUUAGUACUCCUUAUUUAAUCAUCAAUGGUUUUCUGCAAGACCAAAAGAUAAUGAUGUUAUUUUUUAUUCAGGUUCUUUUUAAGAUAGUGUUACUCUUUUUAUCUAUGUCAAUUGUUGUGGAUAUUGUUGUAGUAUAAACACUGUAUACUCAUAGUAGAGAUGUAGAUCUUCUAUGGUGUAGUAUGCACAUGAAUUACAUUUAAUGUUCUCUAAAUGUGUUCAUCUCAGAAAUACAUCCACCACUUUUUAUUUUGUAUGCCUUUGUCAGCACUGGUAACAAAAUAAAUGAAUAGUGUUUUUCUGCCAAAUACCAAUAACAGUAAUCAAAGUGAAAAUCAGCAAUACUAAUAAGAAGUUAUGUAAGCAAUACAUUGAGAGUAUUUUCUAUAAUGAGUAGUAUUCUCAUCAUUGUCAUCUCAAUAUAAAUAAAUAGUUAAAUGAUUGAUAUAACUGUGUUAUAUGUAUGUGCGUAUUCAGUAGCACCUCACACUAUACCUCAUAUUCAAAUCUGUGUUUCACAGUACACACAAGACUGUAUCAUGGUGUCGACGAUGUCUUUUAACUAGUAUAGUCGGGAGUGAUUUAACACAUCAAGUUCAGUUUAUUCAUCACAGUAGUAUUCGCCCUGUGAAAACAGCUGUAUAAUGUGUUCUGUGUCUUUGGUGGGAGCUUUUCAAAGCACAAUUAAUCAAAAUAUUAUCGAAAUUGCAAUAUGGCCAAGUGCAAUAUCCAAAGCAGAAGCUACAAAUUUUUGAUGAAAGUAAAAUGUGUGACAAAACAUCCUUAAUGAAGGAUAAUGAAGUACUGUAGUGCUGCAGAGAAGCCCUGACCUAAAUCUUGUUCUCCAGAUGAACGAAAACAUGUUUGCUUGGUGCAGACCCCAACAAGUGUCACAUCAUCAUGAUUUCACUAGUUUUUUCAGUGAAAAUGAAAAUUGUGAUGCAAAAAUGAUUCCCACUAUCUCAAAUAAUAUCACAAUCGUAAUCUGUCGUAUUUUUUUUUUUUUUUACCAUAUCAUGCAGCAUCAAAUUGUAAGCCUAAUUGUUUUAAAACCCCAGUUGCAAUGACUAAACAACAAGUAAUUAUUUUAAUGUAAUUCAGUUUUGGCAGUCUGACCUUCCAACAGUGGGUGUGUAAGAACAACAUACAUGCACGUGCAGUUUGGCCUGGACUUGAACUAUUACUUUUAACAGUGACUUUUUAAUAAAACCAUGGUUUUUGGUUGUUCCUUAUUUGGAAAUGACCAUUUUCAUUGUUUCACUAUGGAAAGGAUUGUGUCAGAAUCGUAGUUUGAGUAUCAGUACUGUAACAUUAUAUCCCGCCUCCACAUCUUCUCUACAAAUGUAACCAAGCUAACGUUACCAGAACAGCUGGGCGUGGUGGAACACCCGAUGUCAAAGUAAAUAAAGUCAAAGUGAUGUAACCUACUUGAAUUUAUUAUAGAACCCAUUGCUGUCAUUAGUCUUUGACACAGCAGAAAGGGUUUUUCAAAACAUUUGUCUCUGUUUUGAAUUAUUAAGCUCCUCACUGUUUUCAAGUCAUGAAGUCAUUGUUUUUUAGAGUGGUAUUAAGACUGCUAUUUAGCUAAGUUAACGCUAGCUAGUAUAGCUGUGGACCAAUAAAAGCUAACGUUAAUAUUC